This is a messenger RNA of Folsomia candida, 984 nucleotides long. RefSeq lists its product as uncharacterized. NCBI's taxonomy places the organism in Eukaryota, Metazoa, Arthropoda, Collembola, Entomobryomorpha, Isotomidae. The record is from RefSeq and is a predicted model, not a curated record. Bases 140 to 961 code for a protein of 273 amino acids. The transcript is spliced from 2 exons.
CAAGAAAAAUACUUGCAAUAAUUUGUGUCCAUCAUUUCACCGUCUUAUGCACACGUACAUAUCUUGGAUACUCUCAAAUGGCCAUAUGUAAGCCGUUCAGCAUGGAAAAUGAAUUUACAUUGCUUCAAUACGUCAGAUAAUGAAAUCAAAAUCCAAGAAAAAGUUGCACCAUAAGAAAAAAUUACAUCAAGACGAACUCGAUCCAACCUCAACCGUCGACCUCAACACCGAGCACUCUGAUACUUCCCGGUCCCCAUCCGAAGAACCCACGUCAGACCCCGGAAAGCCCUCAACUAAGCGUCACCCAGUAGGGAAAAAACAUCAUAAAAAGGGAUCCAAGAAGAAAAAGAAGCUGGGAAGUUUGGAAACUUCAGACCAACCACAAAACGACUUAGAAACCCCAAAUAAUUUAACGUUGGACGACAAACCUUCCACAUUAGCCCUUCCCCCUCAUAACAAAGGAUUAAAAACCUCCAAGUUAGAUCUUAGAAGAGUGUCCCCGGAAGAAGUCCUGAUAAAUAUGGAGCCCUCCAAUACUCGGCUUGGUGUCCCUGGUACUAAAGCAAAUGCAGAAGGGACCGGCGGCACCUCUGCAAAAACGAACGCUACUCAAGGUGGCGAAACUGGAAAGCCUACCGUUUCAGUAACUGAAGAUGACACGUCCCCCAAAGUGGAAGAUUCUGACGAGGAUGACGACGACUCUGAUGAUGGAUCGGAUGUUUACGAAUAUUUAGAAGUACAUCACGAAGCUCCAUUCAUACCGAAAAAGAAACAACUUAUACUCUGGACGGGGAUCUGGACGCUUUUAUUCGCAAUGUUCGCCAUCUUUUUCACGAUAGGAUGGUAUCUAUCUUAUGGUUGGGGUCCGCCUCCAAGCGCCCGAGGUAUUGGAGCGCACAAGAGUCCUAGCACCACGAAGGCGCCGACAACGAAGGGCAAGCACAAACAUACAGGUCAUUAAUAAAUAGUUGGAUUGUCGUAGUG